This is a messenger RNA of Mastomys coucha (southern multimammate mouse), 2099 nucleotides long. It is a transcript of the gene Pdcd10, whose product is annotated as programmed cell death 10. Bases 444 to 1082 code for a protein of 212 amino acids. Gene Ontology annotation, cellular component: FAR/SIP/STRIPAK complex; Golgi apparatus. Lineage: Eukaryota; Metazoa; Chordata; Mammalia; Rodentia; Muridae. Gene Ontology annotation, biological process: regulation of Golgi organization; positive regulation of MAP kinase activity. Gene Ontology annotation, molecular function: protein kinase binding. The transcript has 8 exons. The record is from RefSeq and is a predicted model, not a curated record.
UGGGCCGUCUCUCUCUUCAUCUUCCCUCCUCCCGCAAAGACAGGGAACUCUCUUCUUAUUUGCUAGAAGUGUCCCCACCUAUCGCCUAAGGCGUUCUCGCAUGUCCUUCUGGGAAAUGUAGUCUCACCAGUGUAGGAAGUGCUAGCGGAAAUGGAAGGCGGAACUACAAAUCCCCAUCGGGCCUUGCGCGACUCCUGCUGGGCAGGAUUCCGGACAACGCCUGGUUCCUCUCGGGUCCUUCCGGCGUCGCCGGAGUGAAUUGAUCCGGGAGUUGAAGAGGGCUCCAAAGGUGGGAAGUGAAGUCCGUUCCUCAGUUGCCGAUUGCUGUUCUUCUUUGUGUACCAGUCUUUAUUACAUACACAUACAAAAGAGAAAAAAUUCGGCAGUGAAUGAAGAUUCCUCUGCAUUUUAGCAUUGCUUUUUCUACUGUAGUUGGUUUUUGAAUGAGGAUGACAAUGGAAGAGAUGAAGAAUGAAGCUGAGACCACUUCCAUGGUUUCUAUGCCUCUCUAUGCAGUCAUGUAUCCUGUGUUUAAUGAGUUAGAACGAGUAAAUUUGUCUGCAGCUCAGACUCUGAGAGCCGCUUUCAUUAAGGCUGAAAAGGAGAAUCCAGGCCUCACACAAGACAUCAUUAUGAAGAUAUUAGAGAAAAAAAGUGUAGAAGUUAACUUCACCGAGUCCCUUCUUCGUAUGGCAGCUGAUGACGUGGAAGAGUACAUGAUUGAACGACCAGAGCCAGAAUUCCAGGACCUAAAUGAAAAGGCACGGGCACUUAAACAGAUUCUUAGUAAGAUUCCAGAUGAGAUCAAUGACAGAGUGAGGUUUCUGCAGACAAUCAAGGAUAUAGCUAGUGCAAUAAAAGAACUACUUGAUACAGUGAAUAAUGUCUUCAAAAAAUAUCAAUACCAGAAUCGCAGGGCACUUGAACACCAAAAGAAAGAAUUUGUAAAAUACUCCAAAAGUUUCAGUGACACUCUGAAGACAUAUUUUAAAGAUGGCAAGGCAAUAAAUGUGUUCAUAAGUGCCAACCGGCUAAUUCAUCAAACCAACUUGAUACUUCAGACCUUCAAAACUGUAGCCUGAAAGCUGUAUAUGUUAAGAGAUGUCCUUCUCAGUGGCAGUAUUAAACUGCAUUUAUCUGUAAAUGUUAAAGUUUGACUGUAUAAAUUAUCAGUCCCUCCUGAGGGGAUCUAAUCCAGGAUGUUGAAUGGGAUUAUUGCCAUCUUACACCAUAUUUUUGUAAAAUGUAGCUUAAUCAUAAUCUCACACUGAAGAUUUUGCAUCACUUUUGCUAUUAUCAUUCUUUUAAGAAUUAUAAGCCAAAAGAAUUUACGCCUUAAUGUGUCAUUAUAUAACAUUCCUUACAAGAACUGUAAAUAUUGGUGUUUGUUUCUGACAUUUUAACUUGAAAGCGAUAUGCUGCAAGAUAAUGUAUUUAACAAUAUUUGGUGGCAAAUAUUCAAUAAAUAGUUUACAUCUGUUAAACAUUUCUUUACUUGAAAAAAAAGAUGCAUAUAUAUAUGUGUGUGUGUAUAUAUGAUCAGAAGACCAAGACAACUUGGUAUAAUGUUAAAGAUCUUCUAAUGGGAGCUUACUAGCAGUUUAUCAAAUAAUAAAGCAACGAGAAUUCCUAUUUUUUGUCCUUAAUCACUUUGAGCAAAAUGUAGUCAGUUAAAAUACUUUUGUUAGUUAUUACAUAUAAAGAACUGGAUAUUUUUUCACUAUUUCCAAUCUCUAGAGACCUGAGAAGAGAGAUCAGUCUACGGUGUCUUUGUACUGUAAUGACACUUCGAGUUAAUGACACUUUGUGAAUUGUAGAUUAUGGCUCCACGAAAUUACUUCUGGUAUACCAGGCCCUAAUAAGCUUUGCACGUUGUUCCAAAAAUAGUCACAAUUAAUAAAAACUUCUAAUAGUUGUGUUGAGAUUUUUAUCAGUGUUAAUAUAAUAUACACUCUUUAAAUAUGUAUAGUUUGUUUCACACUAGAGAAGUUAUAAGAAAACUGUGUAUCAGUAUUCAUGUUGAGUGAUUUGAGUUUUUAAUUAUAAAGGGAAAAUCAGGUUUUGUCCAUCUUUUAUAAAGAAAUAUUAAAAUCUGUUGA